UUUAAAAGGUCGAGUGAAGCUGAGGCUCACGUUUUUGCGUGCCUGCGCUCUCUUCAGGCAGAACAAAGACCCAGGCAGAAGAGGCAGAGGCUGAGACUCAUCCCAAAUCUCUUUUCCUGAGAUAAUUUUGGAAUCAUGCCUGAAAUGCUGGAGGACAUGGAACAGGAGGAAGUUAACGUCCCCAGUAGGCGGGUUCUGAUUACUGGUGCCACUGGGCUUCUUGGCAGAGCUGUGUAUAAAGAAUUUAAGCAGAAUAAUUGGCAUGCCUUUGGCUGUGGUUUUAGAAGAGCAAGACCAAAAUUUGAACAGGUUAAUCUUUUGGAUUCUGAAGCGGUUCAUCACAUCAUUCAUGAUUUUCAGCCCCAUGUCAUAGUACAUUGUGCAGCAGAGAGAAGGCCAGAUGUUGUUGAAAAUCAGCCAGAUGCUGCUUCUCAACUUAAUGUGGAUGCUUCUGGGAAUUUAGCAAAGGAAGCAGCUUUAAUUGGAGCAUUUCUAAUCUACAUUAGCUCAGAUUAUGUAUUUGAUGGAACAAAUCCACCUUAUAGAGAGGAAGACGUACCAAGUCCCCUAAAUCUGUAUGGCAAAACAAAAUUAGAAGGAGAAAAGGCUGUCCUAGAGAACAAUUUAGGAGCUGCUGUUUUGAGAAUUCCUGUUCUGUAUGGAGAAGUUGAAAAGCUUGAAGAAAGUGCUGUGACUGUGAUGUUUGAUAAAGUGCAGUUCAGUAACAAGUCAGCUAACAUGGACCACUGGCAGCAGAGGUUCCCCACACAUGUCAAAGAUGUAGCCACUGUGUGUCGCCAGUUAGCAGAGAAGAGAAUGCUGGAUCCAUCAAUUAAGGGAACCUUUCACUGGUCUGGCAAUGAACAGAUGACUAAGUAUGAAAUGGCAUGUGCAAUUGCAGAUGCCUUCAACCUUCCAAGCAGUCACUUAAGACCUAUAACUGACAGUCCUGUCUUAGGAGCACAACGUCCAAGAAAUGCUCAGCUUGACUGCACCAAAUUAGAGACCUUGGGCAUUGGCCAGAGAACACCCUUUCGAAUUGGAAUCAAAGAAUCACUCUGGCCUUUCCUCAUUGACAAGAGAUGGAGACAAACGGUCUUUCAUUAGUGUAUGUGCAGUUUGUUUUUUUUUUAUUGAGAAGUAUAGUAUGUGGCACUUUUUAAAGAAAAAAGGAAAUAGUUUUGUAUGAGUGCUCUUUAAUUGUGACUCAUGAUCUUUCAGGUAAAUGAUGCUCUUGCACUAGUGAAAUUGUCUAAAGAAACUAAGGGCAAUAAUGCCUCAUUUGAAGUAAUGAUUUUUCUUUUUAUCAUUUUGUUCUGGCUUAACUUUGUUUGAGUAUAGUGAAUUAUGAUUCUUAAAUAUUUACGAGCCAGGAUGAGACAGAUCUACUGUAGACUUUUUCUUGGAUGAAAUGCAUUAUUCAUUCCUAUAACCUCUACAUUUUCAGGACUUUUUGCAACUGUUGACCUUUUUAUGUUUUAAAGUGAGUUAAAUAGUAUGAAAAUCAUUGGUGUUCAUUAUUUGCAUUGCUUGAGCUCUGAUCAAAAUGUUUGAAGAAAGAAACUUUAUUUUUGCAACUUAUGUGCAGUUUUUAAGCUUGAGAUAUUUCAACAUGUUAUGUAUAUUGGAACUCCUGUAGCUUGAUGCCUCCUGCUUUUGUAGCAGUGUAUGGUGAGCACUUGACAGAGAGAGUAUGUGUGUAUGUGUAUGUGUUUUUUUAAUAUGUGUAAAACUGUCCUUUUCACUCUAUGUCACUAAGUGAUAUUUCAUAUCUGUGGUUAUACUAAUAAUGAUGGGCCUUAUAAGUCUUUUGGCCAUUCAAAAAUAAUAAUAAAUAUGUACUGCUGGCAUGGUAAUGCUUAGUUUUCUUUUAUUUACUUUUUAAAUGUAAGGACCAAACAUCUAAACUGACUGGUAUUUUGUUGCUUUAAUUUUUAAAAAUUAUAUUCUUAUGUAACAUCUGAUGCCUAUAUAUAGUUAAUAUCUAUCGAGAUAUAAAUAAUAAAAAUGAACCCUGGUGAACUCCACUUGAGACUUA
This is a messenger RNA of Leptonychotes weddellii (Weddell seal), 2038 nucleotides long. NCBI's taxonomy places the organism in Eukaryota, Metazoa, Chordata, Mammalia, Carnivora, Phocidae. The record is from RefSeq and is a predicted model, not a curated record.